AUGGCAGCCGGGACCGGGAGCGUUCCCCGAGGGGCAGUGACCGGGGACAGAGCGGAGGGGACGGACGGCAGCGGCUUCUGCCCCGCACGGGGGCUGCCCCGGGGAGCGUCCGUCCAGAGAUAUGAAGGACAGUUCUACAUGGACCACCAGCAUGGGAAGGGGAUUUGCUACUGGGCUGAUGGUUCCAAAUUCACAGGUGCUCUUUAUCUUGGCCAUGUGGAAGGCUAUGGGACCUUGGAAUGGGCAGAUGGCAGAAAAUUUCAGGGGCUGUACAAAUGUGAUGAGCGAUUUGGACCAGGGAUUGAGAGCUACCCAGAUGGCUGCCAGGACGUGGGCUUGUGGCUCAGGGAUCACCUAAUUAAACUCUGUACUGAAGUACCAGGUUCUUUUUCUCUCCUGGAUUAUCCAGCACACCACAAAUACUUCGAUGGGAAUUCUCAGAAGUAUAUUUCACUUGAGGAAGACCCCUAUCUCCGUAACUACAAACACCUCCCUUUUGAUGAUGAGGAUAUUUGUCCUGAGGGAGUCUUUGUGUAUUCUCAGAACACAGAUCACCUCACUUUGACUCCUUCCUUCCUGGAAGAAUGUGAUGCUCAGUAUUUUUGUAAUAGCCCAGAGCUGCCUGAGGAGGACCCUUGGCCUGUUGCAAACGUAACCCCUCUAUUGGUUAGAAUGCAAGUGCAUGUUUAUAAGCACAGGCGCUGUCAGGUAGAGUUCACUCCAGAUAUCAGCCCCAUCCUCCAAGGAACCCGUGGUCCCUUUGGCCCUCCAGGACCUCUGGAACUUGCAGCAGAGCAGCUCAUUGAGAGGGCAGCACAAGGAGACUGUGAGGGGGUCCGGGCAAUCCUGAGGAAUGGGCUUGCUCACCCAGACACAGCUGACAAACGUGGAUACACAGCACUGGCUGCAGCUGCUGUUCAUUCCCACAAUGAUGUUAUCAAUCUUCUUCUUGAUAGUGGAGCUGAUGUGAAUAAGUGCAAUGAUGAAGGAUUAUCUGCUCUCUCCAUGUGCUUUAUUCUCUUUUAUCCAGAAGAAUCUUUCAAGGCUAAUAUUGCUGAGAGGACCUUGCACAGUUACAAGGGGAACAAACAAUGUGAGUCCUCAGGAGUGGUCAGUGUGGCUGAAGGCAUCAUCUCAGAACAACAGAAAAGAUGGGAAACAAUCCAACUGCUGCUACGCCGAGGUGCAGAUCCCAACGCAUCCUGGGUCUCCCCUCACCUCCUCUUCUUUGCUGUGAAAGCUGCAGACACAGAAGCUGUGAAACUCCUCCUAAAAAGGGGAGCAAGGACUGAUGUGCGGCUGCCAGCUGAGCUUGGGGGGUUAACACCUCUACACAUUGCUGUCUCCAUCCCUGGGGUGGAAGGGGUCCAGAUAACCCAGAACCUCCUGCACGCUGCCCCAGAGAUAAAUGCGAGGGCAGAAGAUGGAAAUGAAAUAUAUGGUCCAGACAAGCUUCAGUCCAGAAAAGCCAGCUCCAGUGGCCCAGGGGUGGGCACUGUGCAAGUGAAGAAUGAAGCUGGACCACCACGAGAGUACUUCUCCUCCUAUAGUGGUCCUGUUCCUGAAGAAGGUGGAAGGACUGCCCUGCAUAUUGCAUGUGAAAGAGAGGAUAACAACAAGCAUGCCAGAGAUGUUAUACGCCUUCUUUUAAUGCAUCAGGCAAACCCAAACAUGUUAUGGAGUGGCCAUUCACCACUGUCCUUAGCCAUUGCCAGCAGGAAUGACUUGGCAGUGGCUGAACUCCUCAAACAUGGGGCUGACCCAAACCUGCCACUGAGUGGAGUUGUCAGAAGUGCCCUCUGUGCAGUGCUCAGCACAGCUUAUGAACAGCAGAGAACAACAGCACAGAGAAUUGCUUUGGUCAAUAAGCUGCUUGAAGCAGGAGCAGACAUCCUUGCACCAAUUACUCUUGGGGAGGGCCAGGGCAAGCCUGUGGGGACAGCAGUGGACUAUGCUUACUACAAAUACUCCCAGGACAGGAGGAUUGCUCACACACCAUACCACACACUGUCUGCAGCAGAGCAGGAGGUUUUCCAAACCCGUCGAUCACUGCUGGAACACAUUGCAGAGAAGCUCCGUGAGUCUGUAAUCCUGAAGGAGAAAGAGUGGGACCAGGACGAGCUGAGAAGAGCCAAAAAAUCAGUAGAUUUUGCCGUUCAUACCAAGGACAGAGGGAGCCAUCACCUGGAAGAAAUGAGGCUGCACCUUUUUAAGUACUGCUACCAGUGUGGCCGCUCUGUUGGGGUCCAGCUGGCCCCUUGCAAGAGGUGCCAGGCGAUCUUCACCUGCAGUGAGAGCUGCAGGAAAAAAGCCUGGGCUGAGAGGCACGGGCAGGAGUGCAGAGCAUUGAUGGGAGGAAAAGGCCAACACCAGCCUGGCCAAGUUCUGCAAGGUGCACAGGAGCUGGAAGAACAUGUCAGUGUGGCCAAGUCCAAGGUCAACAAGCUGCAGGCCAAGAGCCAUGAGAUGGGAGCCAAAGUGGGACCUUCCUCCUACCUCACAGCUGCCUCACUGCUCUUCUCUUUCCCCAUUAGAAUGGACUCAGAAAGCAGUGAAGCUCUGGACCUCCAAUGCUCCCCCUGA
Molecule: messenger RNA, 2583 nt
Organism: Calypte anna (Anna's hummingbird)
Lineage: Eukaryota; Metazoa; Chordata; Aves; Apodiformes; Trochilidae
Gene: ANKMY1
Product: ankyrin repeat and MYND domain containing 1
Exons: 16
Coding region: 1-2583 (860 amino acids)
Molecular function (GO): protein binding
Source: RefSeq, a predicted model, not a curated record